GAUCUGUGGAAAUGUUGAGGGCUGCGCUCCGGUGGAGACGCGCUGGUGGUCUCUGUCAAAAUAAAGUCCCCGCUCACUUCCUCCCACUAAUGUCUCUGUCUCUGUCCACUGAAUGAGCUCCUCUGUCCUCUGCUGCUGCUUUUAUGGCAGGUCUCACAUGGAUCCUCUCUUUGCUUUGUGUUUCAGGAGGUCACCUGUCUUCAGCCUCACCUGUUCUCCGCUCUGCCCUGGUGGUCCAGGCCGGGCAGAGCGUCUCGCUCACCUGUAACCUGACAUCCAGCGGGGACGUCACCUGGUACCACCUGCGCUCAGACCAGCCGCUGCCUCUGCUGACGGUGAGGUCAGCCAGAGUUGGAGGGGAGACGGUGAACUUUCACGCCGCAGACACCCGCCGGAUCAGCAGUCGGGGGGCUCUGGAGAACAGCUCGCUGGCUCUGGAGGUCCUGGAGGUGGAGGAGAGGGACGCCGGACUGUAUUUCUGCACUGGACGGUGUGCAGGAGAUGUUUGUGUCAACAGAGGAGUUCGUCUGGCUGUGAAUGGUGUCGACGGGCAGCCGGCCAGGCAGCCAUGCUGGGUUCCGGGGAUCUGUGUUCUUCUGGCGUUGCUCGUCCUCUGUGUCGUCACCGUGGUCGGGUUCUGCCUCUGCUCAGGUAAACCAGCUGUUUGCUGCUGUGGUUCAAUGAGAAGCAGCAGGAGUCUGAAGGGGUCAGAGGACGAGUCUUUGCAAUACUCCAGUUUGAGGCUCGCAGCCAAGCCCCGCCCCUCAGGCCGAGGAGGGACGGGAUUGGCCGAGGAGGAUGUCACGUACUCGACGGUGUCCAGCGGCAACAACCCCAGCGGAUCACGUGACCUCAGAUAGAAGGAUUCUUUGUUUCAUGUCUUUAACAGAUGAAAAACACGAGUGUUUUCAGUUUCGACUCUUCAGUGACGAGUUUUUUUCUUGCCGGUUUCUGUUCAUGAUGAAGCUCGCUGACUCUUUCAGACACCUUUUCUGACAGAAAUGAAUCUUUAAAAGCUGAAAUUCUGAACGUGCUGAAGGAAACGAUCUCUAUGAAUGUAUUUCUUUCUUCUUUCAUGUUAAAAUGACUUCAAGUUUUAAUCUUUUGCUUCUUUACGAUCAUGAACUCACGAAUCCAGACGAAUGUUAAGCUGUUUCUGCUGCACACAAUGAUGUUUGAAUAUGUAGCAUCCGCUCUUUAGCUUCUCUCUCGCCUCACGUGUUUCCGUCAGCAACAAAUGUUUAAUGAAUAUUUUCUGAUUUAACAACAAAACUCUUGUCAUGUGGAAUUUCUACAACCAAUCGUUUGUAAAAUGCUCGUUAUGUACAAACACGUCAUAAAUAGAAAAAUUCUACUAAAUGUAAUAAAAUAAAGUUUAUCUU
Chelmon rostratus (copperband butterflyfish) is the source of this 1382-nucleotide messenger RNA. RefSeq lists its product as uncharacterized. Bases 144 to 860 code for a protein of 238 amino acids. The record is from RefSeq and is a predicted model, not a curated record. Lineage: Eukaryota; Metazoa; Chordata; Actinopteri; Chaetodontiformes; Chaetodontidae. The transcript is spliced from 5 exons.